UGCUGAUGUCAGUCAGGAGGAAGGGAAGCAGUGAAACCUCUGCUGCUGCUGCAUUGAGAGAGAGAGAGAGAGAGUCAGGCUGAGCGUUAAGGGUGCAGCAUGCUGCUUGGCUCUGGUUCCACUGCCAGCCUUUUCAGCAGCAGCAGCAGCAGAAGCAUCCUCCUCCUCGGCCGCCGCCUUGCAGGACCAAAAGGCGGGCAGGAGGAAGAGGAAGAGGAGGAGGAGGAGGAGGAGGAGGAGGAGGAGGAGGAGGGAGCAGCAUGGCUCGCUUGCCAGUGCCGCUGGGCGCCUGGGGCUGCUUGUGGUUUCUGGCUCUGGCCGUGCCUUGCCUGCUGCAACGCGCCCAGGUGAAGAAGCCCUUCCGUUGCCCGGCCACCUGCAGCAGCUGCACCAAGGAGUCGGUCAUCUGCGUCGGAUCCGCCGGCGUGCCCCGCAGCCUCCCCGCCGACAUCAGCUCCUUGAGCCUGGUAAAUGGAACCUUUGCUGAAAUUAAAGAAAGGAUGUUUUCCCAUCUGCCCUCCCUGCAGUUGCUAUUAAUGAAUUCCAACUCAUUUACCAUCAUACGGGAUGAUGCCUUUGGUGGUCUUUUCCAUUUAGAGUACCUAUUUAUUGAAGGAAACAAAGUAGAGACUAUUUCAAGGAAUGCUUUCCGUGGCCUUCGAGACCUGACGCACCUGUCUUUGGCCAAUAACCAGAUUAAAGCUCUGCCAAGGGAUGUUUUCGGUGAUUUAGAUUCUCUGAUUGAACUAGAUUUGAGGGGAAAUAAGUUUGAGUGUGACUGCAGAGCCAAGUGGUUGUUUUUGUGGUUAAAGAUGACCAAUUCUUCUGUUUCUGAUGUCCUGUGUGUUAGUCCAGAAGAAUUUCAGGACAAGAUGUUAAAUGAUGUCUCAAGUUUUGAUGAUGAAUGUACCACUACAGAUUUUGUGGUUCAUCAGAUUUUGCCCUAUGAGUCGGUUUCAGUUGACACAUUCCACUCCAAAAAUGACGUGUAUGUAGCCAUUGCUCAACCCAGCAUGGAAAAUUGCAUGGUAUUAGAAUGGGAUCACAUUGAGAAGAACUUCAGGAGUUAUGACAACAUUACUGGUCAGUCCAUAGUGGGAUGCAAGGCUAUCUUGAUUGAGGAUCAAGUUUUUGUGGUGGUUGCUCAACUUUUUGGCGGCUCACACAUUUACAAGUAUGAGGAAAACUGGACAAAAUUUGUCAAGUUCCAAGACAUAGAAGUCUCCCGCAUUUCAAAGCCAAAUGAUAUAGAACUUUUUCAGAUAGAGGGUGAAACCUUCUUUGUCAUCGCAGAUAGCUCGAAGGCUGGGUUGACAACCAUUUAUAAAUGGAAUAACAAGGGAUUCUACUCUUAUCAAUCCCUGCAUGAAUGGUUUCGGGACACAGAUGCCGAGUUUGUUGAUAUAGAUGGAAAAUCUCAUCUGAUCUUGUCAAGCCGCUCACAGAUUCCCAUUAUCCUUCAAUGGAACAAAAAUUCCAAAAAGUUUCUCCCACACAGUGAGAUCCCCAACAUGGAAGACGUGUUGGCUGUGAAAAGCUUCCGGAUAGAAGAUACCCUCUACAUCACGCUCACAAGAUUUAUUGGUGACUCAAGAGUAAUGAAGUGGAAUAGCAAACAAUUUGUGGAGAUUCAGGCUCUUCCUUCUCGGGGAGCCAUGACCCUUCAGCCUUUCGCCUUUAAGAGUCAUCAUUACCUAGCCUUGGGAAGUGACUACACUUUCUCCCAAAUUUUCCAGUGGGAUGAGGAGAAGAAGCUCUUUAAAAUAUUUAAAGAGAUCUACGUGCAGGCGCCUCGCUCCUUCACAGCUGUGUCAACAGAUAGAAGAGAUUUUUUCUUUGCUUCUAGUUUUAAAGGCCACACACAAAUAUUUGAACACAUCACUGUCGAUUUGAGUUUAUGAAGAAGCUCUGGGAGCGGGAAAUUCAUACAUAAUGACAUUUUCAUAUUUUAAAACAAGCAGAAAAAAAGGAGAUUAUUUGCUUCUUGGAAACAGGAAGUAUCCAUGGUAUUAGUCAGAAGUUUUCUGAAUUUUUUAGAAGUUUGCAUAUUUAAUCAGGGAUUGCAUUAACUUGGAUCUAACUGCAUGCCCACAUUACCAUUGGUUAAGAUUCUUUCAAACCUAUUAUUACUCAGAAAGGGAAUGUGAUGCAUUAAAAACAAUUCUAACCAAUCUAAAAGAAAUGAUGUAAAAUUGAAGAAGGAAAACCAGAAGAGAUAGGACAGGCCCACUGCGUUAAAGAAAAGAAGAAAAAACUAAUGAUUUGAGCCAAGCUUUCCAGAAGUGGAAUGUAAUAAGUGACUCUACAUACUUGACUGUCAUGUCUAAAAGUGAUCUCAAGGAGGAAAAGGUCUGUCAGGGUCAUAGGUGUGGAAAUGAGCCCUUCACAUUGCAGAGGAAAUGAAAACAGCUCUAUGUGUUGGCUUUUGGGGUGGCUGUUGCUGGAGGGGCCCCUGGAGUCAUAUCAUGGUCCCUAUGUCAUCCGUGCACGAUUGGUUGCCAAUCUGCACAGAGUUUCUAAGAGAGAAACAGUUGUAGACACAAGGAAGAACUGUGGUACCAGUCACUAGGACAAUAGAGGAAAAUAACUACCAGUCCUCAGAUAACUGAGGAGCACAUCUGUGAAGCGCAAUAGUGAAUUCUGAUUUUGUGCAAGUUGAUUCUGUUUGUUAAAAUUUGCUUGCCUAAUCUGUUUUAAGGGAAGGAUGAAGAGUGUGCAUGUGACACAUUCCCUAAAAUUCUUAUCAAGGUGGCUACCUCAUGGCAGAUCUGUAGUGAGCGUGAUCAAACUCUGAACCAAUUCAUUUAAUAGCCAGCCUCUGUUAAUGUAGUGAUUUUCAUGGCCUAAACCAGUGGUUCUCAAUUUGGGGAUCCCUAGACGUUUUGGCCUACAACUCCCAGAAAUCCCAGCCAAUUUACCAGCUGUUAGGAUUUCUGGGAGUUGAAGGCCAAAACAUCUGGGGACCCACAGGUUGAGAAUCACUGGCCUAAAUGUAGUGAAGGCAAGGCACAUGUCUUGCUUACAGAGUUUAGCAAAGAAACAUGACAAGUGACAACAUUUUACUACCGCGGUUGUUUCAUCUGCUGUUCCCUCAGAUGGCCCCAGUCCAAACCAUAAACAUUUCGCAGUGCCAUGGAAGGGAAUCAUGCACUUGUUUAAUGCUGUUAUUGAAAGAUGUGAGGAUGCAUAGUCCUUAUCUUUGGUUGGAUCACAAACCAUUAAUUCUGCUUUAAGUCUUUCAUGAACUUCCUGAUUAAUUUUGAUAAGGACCACCAUAUGUGGGUUUUGGUACUUUUUAUGCUGUUGGUCAAUUUGAGUCUUCUUUGCUUUGUUUAUCGGUUUUAUUCACUCCAUACAAAAUUUGAAUGAACUUCUCAUUUUGGUUAUUAUUAGGCAAUUAGGUUAGACCUAAGGUUCAAAUGAGAAUAUUAUAAGUAACAACAAGUUUAGCUUCAAAUUAUUAAGUGUUUCUAAAUGGCAAUGGGCUGUGUGUGCAUCUAGUUCCCAGCUUUUCUAACAUAAAUAUAAAUAUAAAAAGAGAGAAAUUAAAAAAAAUUAUGGCAACAUUUCAUAGUUUCAGGAUGGCUCUCCUCCCGCCCCAGUUAGCAUUAAUUAUUUCCCCUCAGGAAAAAUAAACAUGUCUAUAAACAGAAUAGACAUGUUAUUGGAAUUGAAUUGUUGUCUGUUGUAAGGCCACCCUGGGUCCCCUUUGGGGUACAAAUGUUGGAAAUAAAUAAAUAGGAACACUAGGAUGACAAUAAUUACAGCAGAAAGUGUUUUAACCUGUAAUUCAGUGUAUAGAUUAUAGAUCACACUGUACCUUCGUUUUUUGUACUUCCCAGGAUCUGAACAAUUCAAAAAGAAAAUCUAAUUGUCAAGAAAUUUAUUUUCCUUUGAGAUCCUUGUGAAAAAAAUUACAGCACUUAUCACAAUAUAGCUAAGUGUAUAGGAUCCCCUUCCUUGUUUUUGAGAGCCAAAUUGCCCAGGUAAUGAUAUAAGCUUGGCAGGUGAAUCCUGGGACAUAUCUACACUGAACCCUUAGGUUGGUGUGUGGUGUGAUCAGCUCUAUGGCAGCUAAAUGCUACAUAGGGGCUGAUUUGGCAUAAUCCAAGGAAAAGCAACAAAUACGGCUUCUACUCUAGAUUAAGCCAACUCAGGGGAAAAGAUGACUCCUGAAGCAGGGGUUGGGUUCUCCUCUGAGUUAAGGCUUGUCAAGACAACUGAGCCAGUUUCUAAACAGAACCAGCUUCAGCUGUCUUGACCGCCAUAAUGUCCCCUCCCACCCCGUUUCCCUAUAUUGUGGUUGGCUACAGCCAUGACAUAUCACUUCAUCACCCAGGGCUUGGGCUCCAUCCUACAACGCUUCCAGGACAGAGCCAAAUGGAGCCCAUCACAUAACCCAGGACUACUUCCAGUGAGGCUCCAUCCUGGAAACGUUGUAAGACAAAGCCCUGAGAACACGGCUACCCGUGUUCUCAUUAGGAAAGCCGGGAAUAGCGGCUGUCAGGGCAGUGACAAUUUCUGCUGUGAGAUGGGGAAGGGGGUGAUGCGGGCGAUGUGGGGCAUGAGACAACAAUUUCCCCCACUGCCCGCUGGAUUUGCCCCGCUGCCCCAUGGAUGCCCCAUUGCCCCCGCAAUGUAAUGAGGUCCAUAGGCACCUACAUUACUCUUAAGGGUCCACAGGCAUUGUUGCAGGUCCCAAAAAUGGGGGAUCUACCAGGUUCACUACCAGGAAGAGGAAGAGCAGGGAAUUUUAGUUAACCUGGUAGAUCCCCAAGAGUAAGAGUCCAUGUCGUGGCUCUGGCCAACCAGUGGGAGAAGUGGCAGAUAGGUCCCCAGCCCAGUGACCUAUCUACCACAGGGAGGUUUAGGGCCACAAAAUGGGCCCAACCCAGCAUCCAGCACCAGAUCAAGCCCAUUUUAUGGGUCAAGGCAGAAGAGCCUUUUAAAAAUGAACAUGCAGUGAAAUAGUUCACCAUCACACCUUCUUUUCUGGGUCCCAUUGACCAUCCCUUUCUCCUACCUACUUAAGCAAAGAGAGUCUUCAUUUUCUGUGUUGUCGAAGGCUUUCAUGGCCGGAAUCACAGGGUUGUUGUGUGUUUUCCGGGCUGUAUGGCCAUGUUCCACAAGUAUUCUCUCCAGAAGCAUUUGUUCUGUCCUCCAACAGACAAGAAUCCUUUCUCCCACCCUGGACCUCCCACAGAUAUAUAAAUCUUCCUUGCUUAGUCUUUCCAAUAUACCUCACAACCUCUGAGGAUGCCUGCCAUAGAUGUGGACAAAACGUCAGGAAAGAAUACUUCUGGAACAUGACCAUAAAGCCCUGAAAACACACAACAACCCUCUUCAUUUUCUUCUUUGCAGGAGAUGUGAGAAGAGAAUGGAGCAAUGAGGACAAAAGGGACAGAAAGCACAGUGAAAGCAGGAACACUUCUUAUUGCUAAAGAUAACAGUGUGAUCUUUGCCAUGAAGCUUGCCAACUCUUAACUCAUAGACAUCAGAGUUGUCAGUAGUGCCAACAAGGCAUCAGAGAAAGCAUUCUUAUUUUUGCCCUUUCUCUCCUUAACAGACCUUUUCUUAAAUUACACUGAAGUUACUUGCAUGCCGAGCUCGUUCUUCAGUCAAGCAGUUUCUUCAGAUGGCCUUUCUUCUGUUGGUCUUUCUUCUGAUGUCGACAAUAUUUUAUAUAACUUUGCAUUAAGUGAGCCAAAAUUCUCUUUUAUCCCCUACCUAUAUGAGAUGCACCAGCAAAGUGAUAACUGACCACAUUGGUGUUAAAUGAAGCCUGGGAAACGCUAGCAGUAGGUCACUCCAGGCAAUCUAGCUGAUGGAAAGCUCUGCUGAUGCUGAAAUGAAGCCGGCCCAGUGAAUGAUUCAAGAACCAAACUUUGUUCAGCAGGCUUUAAAAAUAAAUGUUACAGAUGACAGAGUGAAUGCAGGUUGUGGCCUUCAUUCAUCAUAACGAAAGUGGCAUUGCCGUGUGUGGCUUUGUCAUGGGUGGCUGGGAACAGGCGGUAUGUUUUGCCAAACAAGCCGUGCUCUCUUCUUCUGUCCAGGUUACAAAACAAAAUUGUCCUAUAACAAAGCAAUAUGAUUAUUUUUCCUCAAUGGAACAGAGUAGAGACUUUAUCCAGAAAGUUAACUUUACCCAGACAACUUGCUGUCUGUGGUCAGAGGCCACGCUCAGGGUUUUAAUAUAGCAAUAUUUGGCAUGCUAGAGCAAUAAGAUGAUAGCCAAAAUCCAAAGAAAAUAUUAAAGGAUCUUGUGACACCUUAGAGACUUGUAUAUUCACUAGCUUUUAUGGAUUCAAGUCCACUUGUGUCAGAGGCAGACAGGAAAGGUUAUUCUUAAAUAAACAUAGUGGUCUUUAAGAUACCCUGGGAUUCCUUCUGGUUUAUGCUGCAAUAAGUGUAAAAUGGAUACCCCUUCUGUAAUUUGAAGUAAAUGAUGCGUACUUCUGUCCCACUGGUAUCAAGGAGACAUGCACAUUUCAUUCCUCAGAUCCAUUUUUUCAAUGUCUUAUGGGUGAAUGCCAUGAUUGCUGGAUGAAAUUCACUCCAUCCAGCAUCAUUCCAUUGUAAAAUUCAGUUAAACAUUCUCAAUAAGACAAAAUCUGUAAGACACUACCAAUAAGUUAGUGGGUAAGAAUCCCACUAUCAACCAAGCUAGCGCUCAGCAACAUUUAAUUACUUCAAUUUUCCUGUUUUUGAAAAGACAACAACACGAUCUGCUAUAAGCAUGAAUGUUGACUUUUAUUUCUAAUGUGCGAAGUAAAACAGAUCAUGAUAUAAUAAGUCUUAGCUAAUAUCAUUAAAAGAAAGAAAAUCCUCAGAAAUGAUCAAGUAUAUGGUGUCUGCUGGUUUUUCUCUCGUCCAUAAAGCAGUUUCAUAUGUAUGGUAGACUGUGUUUCACUCCUGCCUUUCAGCACAACAUAUCAUAUACAGUAGAAUCUCAGUUAUCCAACAUAAACGGGCCGGUAGAACGUUGGAUAAGCAAAUAUGUUGGAUAAUAAGGAGGGAUUAAGGAAAAGCCUAUUAAACAUCAAAUUAGGUUAUGAUUUUACAAAUUAAGCACCAAAACAUCAUGCUUUACAACAAAUUUGACAGAAAAAACAGUUCAAUACGAAAUAAUGCUAUGUAGUAAUUACUGUAUUUACUAAUUUAGCACCAAAAUAUUACAAUGCAUUGAAAACAUCGACUACAAAAAUGUGUUGGAUAAUCCAGAAUGUUGGAUAAGCGAGUGUUGGAUAAGUGAGACUCUACUGUAUACUCGAGUAUAAGCCAACCCGAAUAUAAGCCGAGGCACCUAAUUUUACCACAAAAACUUGAAAAAUUUAUUAACUCGAGUAUAAGUCGAGUGUGGGAAAUGCAGCAUCUACUGGUAAAUUUCAAAAACAAAAAUAGAUACCAAUAAAAUUACAUUAAUUGAGGCAUCAUUGGGUUAAAUGUUUUUGAAUAUUUACAUAAAACAGUAAUUUAAGAUACAGUAGAGUCUCACUUAUCCAACACUCGCUUAACCAACGUUCUGGAUUAUCCAACGCAUUUUUGUAGUUAAUGUUUUCAAUACAUCAUGAUAUUUUGGUGCUAAAUUCAUAAAUACAGUAAUUACAUCAUAACAUUACUGCGUAUUGAACUACUUUUUCUGUCUAAUUUGUUGUAUAACAGGAUGUUUUGAUGCUUAAUUUAUAAAAUCAUAACCUAAUUUAAUGUUUAAUAGGCUUUUCCUUAAUCUCUCCUUAUUAUCUAACAUAUUUGCUUAUCCAACAUUCUGCCGGCCCGUUUACGUUGGAUAAGCGAGACUCUACUGUAAUAAUAAGACUUCAAUAAGAUGAGACUGUUCAACUCUGAUUACCUGUAUAUUCAAGUAUAAACCAACCCAAAUAUAAGCCGGCCAAGACCCUCAUUCAAAUAUAAGCCAUGGGGGGAUUUUUCAGCUCUGAAAACUUGGCUUAUACUUGACUGUAUAGGAUACUUAGAAUCACAGAGUUGGAAGAGACCACAAGGACCAUCCACUCCACCUCCCUGUCAUGUAUUUUGAUUAUUUUCUUCAUCCCUCACUUGCAGCCACCAUAUCAUUCACACAACUACGUGACAAAACUUAAAAUUAAAUAUACUGUUCGAGACAAAGAUCACCUGCUGAGACUUUGAAACUGUACCUCUCAGUCCUAAACCCAACACUCGAACCAUUAGAAUGCACUGGCUUAGGUUUCCCACUGCAAUUAAUGGGGUGUAAUAGCACUUGAUUUGGGCUGCAUUGUGCCUCUGUUUUUAACAUUACUUUCAGAAGGGUUUCCCGCAUAAGAGGCAGGCUGUAUAAGUAAACCACUAACUAUAAUUAAAUUGUCUUUGGUGGACCAAAGAUCUGAUAUGGUAUACAACAUCUUCCUGGAGGCAGCAAGCAUUUGUUUGGGUGGGUAUUGGUAUCAUAGUUUCAGGGUGGAUUACUAUUUUCAUAAUUCCUUCGGUAAAUGCUAGCUCAUGCUGACAGGAGCUGCAAUCCAGCAACUUAUGGAAGAGCACAGUUUCCCACCCUUUGCGUCACCUUUCUUUAUUGAGUCAAACAUUCUUCUGUUUUGCUGAGGAAUCCCUUAUGAGUCCCUUAGGAGUCCCGUGCAGUUAGAUAUGUGUAGGUUCACCUCCAACAUCCAGCUGUGGCUCUUCCAUUCGUACAUUUCUCUUAGAAAGCUUAAUUAAUCUCACAUAGUUGUGUGGAAGGGGACACAGUCCUUAUAUCCCAGGAUCUGAUCUCAGAUUUCUUCCACACAGCUGUGUGGAGCCCACAUUGAGCUGGAUUGUAUGGCGGUGUGGACUCAUAUAAUCCAGUUCAAAGUAGAUAUUGUGGAUUAUCUGCAACAAAAAAGUAAAGAUAAAUUAAUUGAAACAGCAUCAUUAUAACUCUAUGGUACAGGAUAUAAGAAAGCUAGGAAUUCUAAAGAAACAAUUAUCAGUACUUUGCACAAUAAUAAUAAUAAUAAUAAUAAUUUUAUUUUGUACCCCACCUCCAUCUCCUCGAAGUGACUCAGGGCAGCUUACAUAUGGUACAAAGUGUCUAAAAUAAUGCAUAAAAUAAACACACAGUGCAAUACAAAAUAAAACCAGCAGUACAGUAGAGUCUCACUUAUCCAAGCCUCGCUUAUCCAAGUUUCUGGAUUAUCCAAGCCAUUUUUGUAGUCAAUGUUUUCAAUAUACAGUAGAGUCUCACUUAUCCAACAUAAACGGGCUGGCAGAACAUUGGGUAAGCGAAUAUGUUGGAUAAUAAGGAGGGAUUAAGGAAAAGCCUAUUAAAAAUCAAAUUAGAUUAUGAUUUUACAAAUUAAGCACCAAAACAUCAUGUUAUACAACAAAUUUGACAGAAAAAGUAGUUCAUUACACAUUAAUGCUAUGUAGUAAUUACUGUAUUUACAAAUUUAGCACCAAAAUAUCAUGCUAUAUUGAAAACGUUGACUACAAAAAUGCGUUGGAUAAUCCAGAAUGUUGGAUAAGUGAGACUCUACUGUAUCAUGAUAUUUUGGUGCUAAAUUCGUAAAUACAGUAAUUACAACAUAACAUUACUGCGUAUUGAACUGUUUUUUCUGUCAAAUAUGUUGCAAAACAUGAUGUUUUGGUGCUUAAUUUGUAAAAUCAUAACCUAAUUUGAUGUUUGAUAGGCUUUUCCUUAAUCCCUCCUUAUUAUCCAAGAUAUUCGCUUAUCCAAGCUUCUGCCGGCCCGUUUAGAUUGGAUAAGUGAGACUCUACUGUAUAUAAAACAACAAUUUGAACUCAGACCAGCACCCAAUAACCUAUACUGGCAAGUGUCAUAAAAACAUGGCCAGUUGUAAACAAGAAGGGAAAGGGAUAGUGCAAGUUGGAGCUAAGAAACAAGGGCAUGGGAUGAAAGUGCAGUGCUGUAUCAUAAUUGUGGACCAUUGGGCUAGACAUUCUUAUUAUAGUAUAAAAGUACAACCAAGUGAUAGAUGGGGUUGGUGCAACAAUGACAAAAUGUCAUAUAUUACACAGUGUGUUUUCACAUGUGAGAUUUCUCAGGUUGAAUUGGUAAUAACCUAAUAAAGCCACAGUGGCUCAUUUUUUUCAUGUCAGGAGCAACUUGAGAAACUGCAAGUCGCCUCUGGUGUGAGAGAAUUGGCCAUCUGCAAGGACGUUACCCAGGGGACGCCCAAUAUUUUACCAUCUUGUGGGAGGCGUCUCUCAUGUCACUGCAUGGGAAGUUGGAGCUGACAGACGGGAGCUCACCCCGCUACCCAAUUUGAACUGCUGACACAUUAUGCCACCGGGGGCACCACAGAGGCUCAUUGAAAGUAAUGGAAUUGAAGUCAGUUGUGACUGACUUGUGUCUCCUUGAUUUGAAGCUUUGUUCCAGCUAGGUUGGCUAGCUAGUGCUUGCUAGGCCAAGUUUAUGCCUUCCAAAAUCAUUAUUGUAUGUUCUGUCAAGGUUAGAGAAAUGCAUAACUGGCAUGGGUACAGCAAUCACAAUUCACUUGGGGAAAGCAAUAAGUAGUAAUUAUAGCAUUAGUAUGUCCUUAUAUAUAGAUCAUGAGGGCGAUUAAGCAGCAAAGAAAAUAUCUUUCUUACACACAGGACAAAAACAAAGGAAAAACAACCUAGUUUCCAUAAUGGAGCGGUUAUGGAUUUUGGGUCUAUCCCAGUGGUUCUCAACCUGUGGGUCCCCAGAUGUUUUGGCCUUCAACUCCCAGAAAUCCUAACAGCUGGUAAACUGGCUGGAAUUUCUGGGAAUUGUAGGCUAAAACACCCGGAGACCCACAGGUUGAGAACCACUGGUGUAUCCUCUCAAAAAUACAAAUCUUAUAAAGGUAACAGAUAGAUUAUAAUGAAUCAGCCAAUGAACACCCAUCAGUUUCAAAAGACUUUAGAGACAGCUAAUUUAUACUAUCUUGUUAUUAGAACAUCAGAGUCUAUCGAAUUCGGAGGUUAAAUUCUGGAGGUUAGAUAUACUUAAUCUUCCUGAAAUGGGUAAGUGCAUGUUUUUCUAAAUAGGACCAAGUUGGAUCAUAAUAAUAAGCAAACCUAUUUGGAAUAAAGAUUCAAUAAAAUAAGCAUAAUUCAUAUUCAAGUAAACAUGGAUUAUGAUCAUAUUAUAAUUAUAAUCUGGGCCAAAUUAAGGCAUUUAGGACUCACCGAUUUUAAUGUGAAAAUGUUGAAGGCUUUCACAGCCGGAAUCACUGGGUUGCUGUGAGUUUUCCACACUGUAUGGCCAUGUUCCAGAAGCAUUAUUUCCUGAUGUUUUGCCCACAUCUGUGGCAGGCAUUCUCAGAGGUUAGGAGGUCUGUUGGAAACUAGGCAAGUGGGGUUUAUAUAUCUGUGGAAUAUACAGGGUGAGAGGAAGAACACGUGUCUGUUGGAGGCAAGUGUGAAUGUUGCAACAGUUUCCAACAGACCUCACAACCUCUGAGGAUGCUUACUAUAGAUGUGGGCAAAAUGUCAGGAGAGAAUGCUUCUGGAACAUGGCCACAGCAACUUAAUGUGGAAGUGUUGCACAGAGAGCUGCAUGCUCAAAUCUCUCACAGAAAGCAAUGAGAGGUGAAGAUGCUAUUCUCAGACUGUAUCACUUCAACAGUUGAGCCUAUGCUGCCUGAGACCCUUUUAUAAAGAAACAAGGUUCUGAAUCCAGGUUGACUUUGCUUCUGCAAUGACCAAGUCACAAAAUUAGGACCAAGGACACAAUGCAGCAAAAUUAGAAAUUUUCAAGCCCAAUUGCUUUCAGUGUAAGAGCUAAGUAUACCCAUAACUCUCCCAUUAAGCAUGUGCUUAAUUCUCCCAUUAAAAUUAAUGGAAUGUAAAAAUGUUUAACUUUUGCUAUAUUACGCCCUUGCUGUUUGAAAGAUAACAGAUCAGUACUAUUGGAUGAAAGACACUGGGAAUGGAUUGGAAACGCAGAGGAAGGGGACAGAAAUGUAUUAAGAAAAUGAACUCUUAUUGCAACAUCCUCUUAAUACUUAAAAAAAGUUUUGAAAGAGGAAGAACGUUGCACAAAGUAUCUUGUCAAAUCAUACUUCUACUGUUUUUGCAGCAUGUUACAAUGCAAGCAUGAAAAACAGAUAUAUACUGAUAUAUAAAGAAGGUGAAAUGCAAGUUUGCCAGAUGUUUUGUUUGUUUUUUAUGGAUUGUGAAAACAGCUUCAGAGUAUCUGAGCCUAAACACAACUUUGUUGUUUCCAUUGUCUUCAUUUAGAGAAAGAACAAUGGGCACAAUGAAGGUCUACCUGUCCCUGAGCACAAUGAGGACCCACAAAUUUUACUGCAAAAGUAAAGCAUGCACAUUUCCAUCUCAUUGAAAUCUAUAGGACAAGACAGUCUAUAUUUGGCUGGAUCACAUCCUACAUAUUAGAGUAGGAGUAACUAUAUCUAUGCAUAGUUCAUACAGUCAUGCAACUGUCUACAACACAAGCCAUGUGCAAAGAAAAGUGGUAACAACAACAAGCAGUUUCACACAAUUUUUAGGUAUGUAUAUACGCUGUAGUUUAUAACAGUAUUGUGGCAGCAAUAGAAGCAUUUCAAGGCUGUACAUAUGUAUUGCUCUUUUAUACAGAAAUUAUCUUCGAUGCUCCGAAAGCAUAUGUGUACUCUGUCAGUAUCUGAAUAAAAAUCAAAGUUAGCAAAAUAA
Molecule: messenger RNA, 12615 nt
Organism: Anolis carolinensis (green anole)
Lineage: Eukaryota; Metazoa; Chordata; Lepidosauria; Squamata; Anolidae
Gene: lgi2
Product: leucine rich repeat LGI family member 2
Exons: 8
Coding region: 261-1901 (546 amino acids)
Biological process (GO): inhibitory synapse assembly
Molecular function (GO): protein binding
Source: RefSeq, a predicted model, not a curated record